AUGCCUAAGAGUAAAUCUAACGCCCACACAGGUGUCGAUGAUACGCUUGCUAUGCUGCUAGCUUUGGCUGCCUCCCCCAAAGAAAUGCAACUUGUCUUGAUCUCGGUCACUUACGGGAACGUACCUCUCAAGAGCUGCCUGAAGAAUGUUCUUUCUAUAUUCCAUGUCCUGGACAAAGAGCUAUCAUGGCGCAAAGCUCAAGGCAAGCCUGAGGGGUUCGCCGCACUCAAGGCAUACAAGCCUAUCAUUGCCGUGGGGGCCGAGCAUAGUUUGGAAGAGGAAUAUCUGAGAGAGGAUGGCUUCCAUGGGGUGGAUGGAUUGCAUGGUGUUCACGAGACCCACCCCCACCUCAGCCCAGAGGAGACAUGGUUAUCGCUUUUCGAGGAUGGAGUGCCCACUCCCCAUGAAGCUCCCUCUUACUACAAGUACUUUACACCCUCGAAGGUGCCAGCACACAAGGAGAUCCUCCGGGUCUUAGCGGAAGAGCCCGAGAACACCAUCUCCAUAUGCGCUAUAGGUCCCAUGACCAACCUCGCCAUGGCUGCUGCAGAGGAUCCAGAGACUUUCUUGCGCGCCAAGGAGGUGUGCGUCAUGGGCGGCGCAGUCGAGGUUCCCGGUAAUAUCACGCCUUUUGCGGAGUUCAACACGUAUGCAGAUGCUAUUGCUACUGCCCGGGUCUUGGCCUUGACUUCGGCCUUACCGUCCUCGACGAUGCCAGUCAUCCCUCAGACCACACUCGCACCAUACCCGGAGAAGCUGUCGAAACGUCUGAAGCUGAAAUUAUUCCCCUUGGACAUCACAACACCCCAUCUCUUGGGCAGAGGCUUCUUCUACGAUACAAUCGCUGUUGCUGGGACAGAGAGCCCACUUGCUAUAUGGAUCACUCAUAUUGUUGGCAGUGUCUACAGACGUAUGGAACGCAUUCGAGGCAACAUCCCGGAGCCCGCGCUCCCCUUGCACGAUCCACUUGUCAUCUGGUAUUUGCUCAGUCACGAAGAUACGGCUUGGCAGUUAGCCAGAAAUGCCCCGGAAGACAUCCGUGUGGAAACCUCGGGCCACUGGACUCAUGGGAUGCAUGUCGUAGAUAAGCGUGGACGCCCCCGAGCACAGGAGGCCACAUCUGACACUAUUAUCGGCGGCACUGCGUCAGACGAGAUUCCUGAUGACGACACGGUAUGGCUGAGUGAGAAGAGGGGUAACAGGGUCGAUAGAGUAGUUGGCAGUCCCGGUUUCGAGAAGUUUGCUGGUGAGCUAAUGCGCCGCAUAUUCACCUAAAGGUGUAGUAAGUCGCAAACGAACUUACCUAGCAGGAUAGGUACACUAAGGUCGUAUACUUCUUACGGUCUCGGGAAACAACCGUCCGUGAUAUUGGGUGUAUAAUCGCCUGUGCCUCUUACGUACAAAGUGAUCUAUCCUUGUUGAAUGUGCAGAUCCUAGGUUAGGAAAGCAAGUCUCAAGAUGUGCAAAAUUGGGCAAGUACCUAACUGCAACUUUUGCCGAUCCCCUACAACAACGUGUCAGAUUAAUCGAGCCAGU
This is a messenger RNA of Xylaria bambusicola, 1536 nucleotides long. RefSeq names its product inosine-uridine preferring nucleoside hydrolase. Bases 1 to 1275 code for a protein of 424 amino acids. The record is from RefSeq and is a predicted model, not a curated record. Gene Ontology annotation, biological process: purine nucleoside catabolic process. Gene Ontology annotation, cellular component: cytosol. The transcript has 4 exons. Gene Ontology annotation, molecular function: purine nucleosidase activity. Lineage: Eukaryota; Fungi; Ascomycota; Sordariomycetes; Xylariales; Xylariaceae.